Messenger RNA from Botrytis deweyae, 453 nucleotides. RefSeq lists its product as uncharacterized. Gene Ontology annotation, molecular function: structural constituent of ribosome; mRNA 5'-UTR binding; small ribosomal subunit rRNA binding. Gene Ontology annotation, cellular component: ribosome; cytosolic small ribosomal subunit. The transcript has 4 exons. The coding region runs from base 1 to 453 and encodes 150 amino acids. Gene Ontology annotation, biological process: ribosomal small subunit assembly; maturation of SSU-rRNA from tricistronic rRNA transcript (SSU-rRNA, 5.8S rRNA, LSU-rRNA); translation. Lineage: Eukaryota; Fungi; Ascomycota; Leotiomycetes; Helotiales; Sclerotiniaceae. The record is from RefSeq and is a predicted model, not a curated record.
AUGCCUCCAAAGAAAGCAGCACGCCCAGCGCAAGAGAACAUCAACCUUGGUCCUUCGAUCAGGGAAGGUGAACUCGUUUUCGGUGUCGCCCGUAUUUUCGCAUCUUUCAACGAUACCUUCGUUCACGUCACUGAUCUUUCUGGCCGCGAAACCAUCUGCCGUGUUACCGGUGGAAUGAAGGUCAAGGCCGAUCGUGACGAGUCUUCCCCAUACGCUGCUAUGUUGGCUGCUCAAGAUGUUGCUACCCGCUGCAAGGAAUUGGGCAUCACUGCUCUCCACGUCAAGAUCCGUGCUACCGGAGGUAACGGAACCAAGACCCCAGGUCCAGGUGCUCAAUCCGCUCUCCGUGCCCUUGCCCGUACCGGCAUGAAGAUUGGCCGUAUCGAGGAUGUCACCCCAACUCCAUCCGACAGCACCCGUCGCAAGGGAGGUCGUCGUGGUCGUCGUUUGUAG